Tribolium castaneum (red flour beetle) is the source of this 2476-nucleotide messenger RNA. RefSeq lists its product as uncharacterized. The coding region runs from base 263 to 2377 and encodes 704 amino acids. Gene Ontology annotation, biological process: mRNA 3'-end processing. The transcript has 10 exons. Gene Ontology annotation, molecular function: RNA polymerase II complex binding. Lineage: Eukaryota; Metazoa; Arthropoda; Insecta; Coleoptera; Tenebrionidae. The record is from RefSeq and is a predicted model, not a curated record.
GCGGCUUUAAGCCCGGUAUACCGAAAACCCCAGCCAUUUGUUUCUCCGACAUGUAUGGUUAUGGUUGUAAAAUCGGUGCUCGAAAACAGGAAUUUUAGCCAAAAAACGCCCAAAAUCGUAUCAAUUUAUUGAUCAAAAACCCCCCCACAGCCAGACUUUGCAUCUAAAUCAGCCCUCUGGCCCCGCAAGCGUUUUCAUAACACAAGUGUAAACAAAAAGUUUGUGUUUGAAAAAUGACCAUCACUUUGAAAAAAGCCCCCAAAUGAGCGAAAAAAUGAGUUCGCAAAGCCAGGACUUCAACGUGAUCCAGUUCGAAAAACGCCUCACUGCUUUGAAAGACUCGCAAGAAAACAUCAAUGCUUGCUGUAAAUGGUGCUUGGAAAACCGACAGUUCCACAAGAAAAUCGUCAACUCGUGGCUCAACGUCCUCAAACGUGUCAAAGUGGAGCAGAGACUCAACCUGUUUUAUUUAGCGAACGAUGUUAUCCAGUAUUCGAAGCGGAAACAGUACGAGUUUGUGGACAGUUGGGGCACUGCCUUGCAGAAAGCCACCACUUUAGUCAGAGACGACAAAGUCAAACACAAAAUCGUGCGGAUUUUCAACAUUUGGCAACAGAGGGGCGUUUACAACGAGGAGUUUAUCUCGGAUUUGUGUGGACUGAUUAGCGUCGUGCCUACGGCUUCCAAAAACGACGAACCGCACGAAUUCCAGUCGUCUUAUGUUAUCAACAAGAUCAAACAGUGUUCCAAGCUCGAAACUGAAACCGAUUUAAAACUAAAGGUUUUGAAGGAACACAACCCGAAAAUACAGCUCGAGACUGAGUCACUUUGCACGUCGCUGAAAGAUCGGGCGCAUGUUGACGACGUGGAAAAGGAAUUAGAAGUUUACGUCAAGCAUUUAGAAGGGUACAUUAAUGCCCUUAAGGCGGAAAUUAAGUGUCGGAUCACCAAUAUCUCAGUACUGAAACAAGCCAACAACCAGUUGGAUAAGGACAAGAAAGAUGUGAAAGUUGUGGCGAAUGCUUAUAAAGUGUUCGGGAACAAGGUUAAAGCAUUCCAGAAGAAAUUAGAGGAGCAUAUGUUGACGCUGAGCAGUCCGGUCCCUUCUCCCGAUGUAAAUGCCCCCUCACCUAGUCCUGAUUGUGAUAUCGAGCUGCCUGACGAUAACGAAAUGAAAAACAACAAUUCUCACGUUGAGUACAACGCGGCGGUUCCUUUUUCCGCCGGUUAUUACAACCCUGUGCCACCCCCAUCUACAGAACCUUCAAAUUUCGUUACCAACGGUUACACGAGUUUCAUUGGCUCAAGUUUCAACGUCCAAAAUUUAAACACCUCAACUCUUUUCACCAACACCCAAACAACAAAUACGCUGACGGAGGUCACGAAUAGUAAUUACGACUUGUCGUCGGUUUUACAAUCAAUAGCUAGGCCUCCGCCACCUCCCAUCGAACCCUCAACAGAAACACCCUCUUUUCCGUAUCAAGAGGGCCCCCACAUGCCCCUACUCCCGCCCCCCAUGCCCCCAUUUAGUGAAAACUCGUACCAGUUUACAAAUACGAGUUUCACGCAACCCGUGUACGAAACCGCCCCCAUGGGGGCCCCCGACGAGUACAACCCGGAGCAAGAGCCCGAAACGUGGGACACUGACCCGAGUUGGACGCAACCAACGCUUGAUACAGACACGCCUGAGAGCCCCCCUAAUUUCGAGAAAGAGGGCUAUAUCGAAGGGGCGGAGUACCACGAUAAUGUGGUCUCGAGCGGGGUUGCUGACGUUGACCACAGAUUACUACACCCGUUAGACGGGGCUAGGGGGCGCAAGGACGUUGAUCACCGCAAUUUGAUCAGUCUGACGGGGUCGCCCGCCGACGUUUCGUCCAACGUUUGGACGCCCUCAGGACCCGAUCAGGAUUAUCGUGUCGAAGACCAGGAUUACAGACUACCGCCGUUCAACAUCGAACAAUUGAAGCUUCCGCCGCCUCCACCACCGCCCCCGAAAAAGAUUCUCUCCCCCCGGAAACUGCAAGACAACACCGAGAGCAUCGACAUGGAGCUAAGCGAGGACGAGACGGAGGAGAAAAUGCACCCGCCUUUGCUGAAGCCGCCGCCCCCGCUCCCGGACCUGCCGGACGACGUGGACGCCAACAGUUUUCUCGACGAUCUCGACAAUGACCUGAAUUCGAACGAAUUCACCGCCAAUUUGCACGACCCCGAAAUGGGCGGUUUCGGCCCCUGGAGGCCCCCCAAGCCCAACUUCGGCGGCUUCCGAAGGGGGCACAGAGGCCGCGGCGUGAUGAUGAGAGGCCGAGGGCGAGGAUUUAGAGGAGCGAAUUUUAGAGCGCGAGGAUUUAGAGGCGGUAGACGAGCUCCUCGCAGUUGAGCUUCUUGUGCAGUUCCGGUUCUGUGAGAAGAUAAUCGUAGAUCUUAUCAGUACUGGUCCGAGAGCUAACUUCCUCCGAUUUUCCCUCGCUUUCAAUAG